Molecule: messenger RNA, 6094 nt
Organism: Lethenteron reissneri (Far Eastern brook lamprey)
Lineage: Eukaryota; Metazoa; Chordata; Hyperoartia; Petromyzontiformes; Petromyzontidae
Product: protein Jade-3-like
Biological process (GO): regulation of transcription by RNA polymerase II
Cellular component (GO): histone acetyltransferase complex
Source: RefSeq, a predicted model, not a curated record
GCGCCGCGCCACCGCUGAGGCGACCACUUUUUGUUGUUGGCGCGCUUUUCCCGCCACCUCCACCAUCACCACCGCCUCGUCACCCCCCUCCGUGUCACCUCCUCCACCUCCACCUCGUCGUCAACCCGCCACCAAGCCGAGCCCCGCGCCCUCUUCGCAGGGACCAGGCGAAGACUUCUCUGGCUUCUCCCCCCACCCCGUCAGCCGAGAGCGGACGGCGCGAAGAAGCCUGCGCGGUGUAGGCCGCGCUCGACUUGCCCGCUGCGCUAGGCCACCGCCUCAGCCUCACACAAUUCUCGACACUCUAGUCGAUGUUGUGUGUUUUUAAAGCACCCUCUGUGUAGCGACAACGACGACGACAGCGGCGAGGAGGUUAGCGAGGAGGAGAGUGCGCGAGGUGGUGACGGCGAUAGAAAGCCGCGGGCGUCAGCUGCGAUGCUGUCAACGCCGCCGCCGCCGCUGCCGCAGCAGCGAAUUCCGUGCAGCAGCCCGUGAGGAGAGGCCUCGAGCAGCACCAUGAAGAAGGGCAGGAAUUCCUGUUCGAGUGACGAGUCGGACGGUGCUGCCACUGUUCCCUCUUGGCCACCACCGCCCUCAUCGUCCUCUUCCAAGCAGCAACAGCAUCACCCUCACCAACAUCACCCUCCUCACCCUCCUCACCCUCCUCAGCAGCAGCAGCAGCCUCAACUAAAAUCACGAUCGCACCGAUUCUCAUCGGCAUCGUCGGCCGCCAUCGCCGCAGCAGCAGCGACGAUGACGCCAUCGGCGACGUCGUCAUCGUCGUCGGUGGCCGUGGCGACGGUGACAUCGCCGUUGCCACCGCCGCCACCAACGCCGUCGUCAUCUUCGUCUCACCGCCCGGCGGAGGUUUACCGCAAGGACCUCAUCAGCGCCAUGAAGGUGCCGGACUCGGCACAGCUGGGCCCCGGCGAGUAUUACGUCAUGGCGGACGCCUGGAAGCCCGAGUGGGAGAAGGGAGUGCAGGUGCCUGUGUGCAGCGAGCACGACUACCCAGAGCCCAGCGUCAGGAUACUGGCGGAGCGCGAGAAGGCCGUGACGUUUGCACGGACCAGGAAGUACAUCCAGAUGUCGGACCUGGAGUCUCCAACACCCGGCUACGCCGACCUGCGUUCGCUCAUCCAGGCGACCUGCCACUACGACCUGGACGACACCGACCUCUCCUGGCUACAGAUGGCCAACCGCGAACUCCAGCGCAUGGGGGAGCCGCGCGUGGACGAGGCCGCGGCGGAGCGCGUGAUGGAGCGUCUGGAGCGGCGCUGCGAGGACCGCAUGGCAGUGGCCAUGGACACGGUGGAGGGCCUGGGCAUCGAGUACGACGAGGACGUGGUGUGCGACGUGUGCCGCUCGCCCGACUGCGAGGAGGCCAACGAGAUGGUGUUCUGCGACCGCUGCAACGUGUGUGUCCACCAGGCUUGCUACGGCAUCCUCAAGGUGCCGGAGGGCAGCUGGCUGUGCCGCUCGUGCGCGCUGGGCGUGCGCCCCGCCUGCCUGCUGUGCCCCAAGACGGGCGGCGCCAUGAAGCCCACGCGCAGCGGCAGCAAGUGGGCACACGUGAGCUGCGCCCUCUGGAUACCCGAGGUGAGCAUCGGUUGCCCCGAGCGGAUGGAGCCGGUGACGAAGAUCUCCCAAGUGCCGCCCAGCCGCUGGGCUCUCGUCUGCUCUCUGUGCCGCGUCAAGACCGGAGCCUGCAUCCAGUGCUCGGUGAAGAGCUGCAUCACGGCGUUCCACGUCACCUGCGCCUUUGAGCACGCCCUGGAGAUGCGCACCACCCUGGAGGAGGGCGAGGAAGUUCGAUUCCGCUCCAUCUGCUCCAAGCACAGCAAGCGCCGGCCACAGCAGCAGCAGCAGCAGCAUCGGAGCAGCCACGCGGGAGGAGGAGGAGGUGGUGGUGGUGGUCCCACUGAGGAUGAGAAGACCAGCCUUCGCAAGCAGAAGCUGCAGGAGCUGCAGGAGGAGUUCUUCUCGCUGGCGGGUCCCGGUGAGGAGCUGGCCCAGUCUCUGUGUCUCCCCGACGCUCCGGUCGACCUCCUCUUCCAGUACUGGAAGCUCAAGCGACGCUCCUCCUUCUCUCGCCCGCUCAUGGACCCCCCCCCGGACUCCCUCGCCACGGCGGGGCCCGGGGGGGCCGCUGGCGGCUCGGGGGCCGGCGGCGGCGCGGGGGGCACCGAGGCGUCGGAGGACAGCCUCUACCGCCGCAUGCGCAUGUUCAUGUACCUGCGACAAGACCUGGAGCGGGUGCGUAACCUGUGCUACAUGGUCUCCCGGAGAGAGAAACUCAAGAACUCGUUGACGCGCCUCCUGGAGCAGGUCUUCCACACUCAGCUGCGCCUGCUGGAGACCGGCACCGCCACAGGCGCCAGCCCGAGCAGCGCCGCCGCAAGCAGCGCAAGCAGCGCAAGCAGCGCAAGCAGCGCGUGCGUCCAGCGAUCAUCGACCGCGCCGGCCGCCCCCGCCUCUUCGUCUUCCUCGUCCUUGUUGGCGUCGGCGUCUGAACACGCCGGCGCCCACCCCGACACUCCCCGUCGCCCCGACACCGUCAACGGGCGGCGCCCCCCCACACCGCAUCAGCAGCAGCAUCAGCAGCAUCAGCAGCAGCAUCAGCAGCAGCAGCAGCAGCAGCUGGGAGGCGGUGGAGGCGGUGGUGACGGCGGCAUUGCCCGUCGCUGCAACGGCUCGAUGGUGAAGCUGGCGCUGCCGGGGGGCGCCACCGCCGUGCCGUGCGUGCGCGUGAGCCGCGUGGACGAGCGGAGGGUGCGCGGCGGUGCCGGUGCCGCCCCCCCUCCCCGCUCUCCGUGCCGCCCGGUGGCUUCUGCCGGUGCCGCCAGCGAGCUUCCCGGAGACGAGGACGACGACGGCGAAGAGGAGCAGGAGGAGGAGCAGGAGGAGCAGGAGGAGGAGGAGUUGGAGGAGCGAGCGGAGAACGGCGACGGGGAGAGGAGGAGGACGAGGAGGCCGGCACCGCUCGCCGACGGGCGCGUGCUGAGGAAGAGGCCGGCGCCAGCCACCGCCGCCGCCGCCGGCGACGCCGACGCUGACGCCGCCGCCGGCGUUGUUGUUGUUGACGUUGGCGAGGGAGGGGGGGGAGUCAAAUCCCGGCGGCGGGCGGAGGCCGGACAGCCGCCGGGGACGGCACCGUCGCAAACGGUGCCCCCGGCGGCGGCGGCUGCGUCGACGUCGGCCAUGAAGUUCACUCUCAAGACGAACCUGACCAUGUCGCGCUUCCUCAACUCGCUCGUGAGCUGAGGUGCCACGGGGACGGUCGCCCCACCCCCACCCCUCUCUGUCUCUGUGCGCGUGCCACUCUCUCCGUUUCGUUCUGUUCAACCCUCCCGUAGUAACCGCCGAGCCGGCGGCAAGGGGGUGGUGGGGGGGAUGGGGCCAAUCCGGCAUCGGUGUCGCGAGACGUCGUUGGUCGCCACGCGGUGAGGGCACGGAGUCACCGCGGAGUCGCCUCGGCUGGGAUCGGCUUGUGCAGUGGAAAAACCCUACAAUGCUCUCUGACUGGCUCGGGUCGGGCUCCCUGGCUGGCUUGUCUAGGGGUCCCUGGUUGGUUGUCUAGGGGUCCCUGGCUGCUUGUCUAGGGGUCCCUGGCUGGUUGUCUAGGGGUCCCUGGCUGCUUGUCUAGGGGUCCCUGGCUGGUUGUCUAGGGGUCCCUGGCUGGUUGUCUAGGGGUCCCUGGCUGGUUGUCUAGGGGUCCCUGGCUGCUUGUCUAGGGGUCCCUGGCUGGUUGUCUAGGGGUCCCUGGCUGCUUGUCUAGGGGUCCCUGGCUGCUUGUCUAGGGGUCCCUGGCUGGUUGUCUAGGAGUCCCUGGCUGCUUGUCUAGGAGUCCCUGGCUGGUUGUCUAGGGGUCCCUGGCUGGUUGUUUAGGGGUCCCUGGCUGCUUGUCUAGGAGUCCCUGGCUGGUUGUCUAGGGGUCCCUGGCUGCUUGUCUAGGAGUCCCUGGCUGGUUGUCUAGGGGUCCCUGGCAGCUUGUCUAGGGGUCCCUGGCUGGUUGUGUAGACGUCUCCCUCCCGUCUCCGUGCGUCUUCUGCCCGCCCGUGCUCCAGCGCGUCGCAUCGUUCUUCGUUGCUCUCCCACGAUCACGCACAAGAUUGCACACGAGAUCACACAAGAUCACGCACGAUCACACACGAGAUCACGCACAAGAUUGCACACGAGAUCACACAAGGUCACACAAGAUCACGCAAGAUCAGGCACGAUCACACACGAGAUCACACAAGAUCACGCACGAGAUUGCACACGAGAUCACUCACGAUCACACAUGAGAUCACUCACGAUCACACACAAGAUCACACGAGAUCACUCACGAGAUCGCACGCGAGAUCGCACGCACGCCCAGUAUAUAUUUAUAAGCGUCGCGAGCUCUGUACAUUUUCACGCGUGACCCAUGCCUUGCUCCUCCCCCACCGCACCCGUCUCUCUCCCCUCUGUCUCUCAUCUCUCCUCCCACUCUCUCAUCUCUCUCCCUCUGUCUCUCAUCUCUCUCCCCCUCUCUCAUCUCAUCUCUCUCCUCCCACUCUCUCAUCUCUCUCCUCCCACUCUCUCAUCUCUCUCUCAUCUCUCUCCUCCCUCCCUCCUCCCUCUCAUCUCUCUCUCUCAUCUCUCUCUCCUCCCUCCCUCCUCCCUCUCAUCUCUCUCCCCUCUCUCUCCUCCCUCUCUAAUCUCUCUCCUCCCUCUUUCUCCUCUAUACUUUCUCUUUACUCUCUCUCCCUCUGCCCUUGCCGUCCAUUGAUUGGUUACAUUUCAGAAUCUUUAUUUAUCCCGAAGAAAUCAGAUGAGUUCCGAAGCUAUUCUGAAGCCCCCCUCUCCUCCGGAGCGACUUCCUUCUGACUUGUGCGCCCUCCUUUCGUGUUUCACCCCCCCCCCUCCCCUCCGUUUGUUCAUUCUUAUUAAUCCUAAACGAGGAAACGUUUUGAAGGUUGUCCGUCGUUCCCCUCGCGGCGAAUAACAAGCACUGGCAUUUGUACCGCGCCGCCGGCGAUCGGGCGCCGUGGCGGUGAGCGGUGGCGGUGAGCGGUGGCGGUGUUGGUGAGCGGUGCGUAGCGGCGUCCGUUCUGUUGUGCAUCUUUUUACUUUCCUUUUUUGUUCAGCGCUUUGGUUUGUUUUGACGUCUACAUUGCGACUCGGUGGUGCGCGGAUGACCGAGGAGGAGGUGGUGGUGGUAGGAGGAGGAGGUGGUGGUGGUAGGAGGAGGAGGUGGUGGAGGUGGUGGUAGGAGGAGGUGGAGGUGGUGGUAGGAGGAGGAGGAGGUGGUGGUGGUAGGAGGAGGAGGAGGUGGUGGUGGUGGUAGGAGGUGGUGGUGUUGGUGGUAGGAGGAGGUGGUGGUGGUAGGAGGAGGCAGGGUCGAGGUUGUUUUUACUUUUUGUUAUCGGGGAAAGGCGAAGUCAAGCCAAGUGGUGCCCUGCCGCGCUCCCUCUCCCCACUCUCUCUCCCCACUCUCUCUCCCCACUCUCUCUCCCCUCGCUGCACUCUCUCUCCCCACUCUCUCUCCCCACUCUCUCUCCCCACUCUCUCUCCCCACUCUCUCUCCCCACUCUCUCUCCCCACUCUCUCUCCCCUCGCUGCACUCUCUCUCCCCACUCUCUCUCCCCACUCUCUCUCCCCACUCUCUCUCCCCUCGCUGCACUCUCUCUCCCCACUCUCUCUCCCCACUCUCUCUCCCCACUCUCUCUCCCCACUCUCUCUCCCCACUCUCUCUCCCCACUCUCUCUCCCCACUCUCUCUCCCCACUCUCUCUCCCCACUCUCUCUCCCCACUCUCUCUCCCCACUCUCUCCUCACUCUCCCUCCCCACUCUCUCUACUCUCCCCACUCUCUCUCCCCACUCUCUCUACUCUCCCCACUCUCUCCACUCUCGCUCUCUCUCAGCCUUGCAUUGAACGUCACGGCCUCAACUCUCUCUACUCUCUCUACUCCCUCCCCGCACUCUCCGUGUGUGUCUCUCUCUCCUUGGCCGGCACCGCCCAGCACAGCUCCGCACAGCUCGGCACCGCGUACGGCGCUGGCACCUUGCGAACUUUCUCCAGCGUUGGAACUUUCGCAGCCUUUGAGUCUGGCUGGGGGUUGAGUCAUGC